UUUGAGGAAGGAGCCCUGCCCUGCCCGUGGAAUUGUCCUGAGUCAUCGCCUUGGGCUGAGGCCAUGGGAAGAAACCAUUGUGUGGCAGGGAAGGAGGCAGCCCAGAACCAAGGCCUAAACCAGGAAGGCCUGGGAAAGUGGGGCCAAGGGGUGGGUAGACAUGGCAGGCACUCCCAGCAGACUGGAGCCCUGGAGCUAGACUUCUCCGCAGUAGCCCUGUCCUCCGGCUGUGAGGGCCCUAGUGUAGGAUGGGCCAGCCCGCAGGCCUACGGCUACAGAUCUGAGAAGGCCUUGGGGGCCGCACCGCAGAGUGCCUGGGGAGGGACAGCCCGGGCAGGCUGACGAGCAGGGCGGGCCUUGCUCACACCAGCCCCUGGGCGGGCUCAGGCUGAGUUUCACUUCCCACCACUGCUGCCAGCAGCAAGAACCAGCCAGAGAGCGUGCACCGAGUCAUUGCUGCCUGUCUGCCACUCAGUGGCUCCGUGGCAGUACCCACCAUGGGCUCACAAGCCCCACCCCCAGGUCCCGUGCAGACUCUCAUCUUCUUGGACCUGGAAGCCACUGGUCUGCCCGUCUCCCAGCCCAAGGUUACGGAGCUGUGCCUGCUGGCUGUCCACAGAUGUGCCUUGGAGAGCCUUCCUACCUGUCAGGGGCCUCGUCCCAUGGUGCCCCCACCACCCCGGGUGCUGGACAAGCUCUCCCUGUGCGUGGUUCCAGGGAAGGCCUGUAGCCCUGCAGCCAGUGAGAUCACGGGCCUGAGCACAGCUGAGCUGGCUGCACAUGGGCGUCAACGCUUCGAUGCUGACCUGGCCUACCUGCUCCAAGCCUUCCUGCGACGCCAGCCGCAGCCCUGGUGCCUCGUGGCACACAACGGUGACCGCUACGACUUCCCCCUGCUCCGGGCAGAGCUGUCUAUGCUGGGCCUUGCCAGUGCUCUGGACGGCGCCUUCUGUGCCGAUAGCAUUGCUGCCCUGAAGGCCCUGGAGCAAGAUGGCAGCCCCUCAGAGCACGGCCCGAGGAAGAGCUACAGCCUGGGCAGCAUCUACACACGGCUGUACGGGCAGGCCCCGCCAGACUCACACACAGCCGAGGGCGACGUCCUAGCCCUGCUCAGCAUCUGCCAGUGGAGGCCUCGGGCCCUGCUGCGGUGGGUAGAUGCCCAUGCCAGGCCCUUCAGCACUGUCAAGCCGAUGUAUGUGGUCACAGCCUCUACUGAAACCAACUCAAGGCCAUCUUCUGCCACAGCCACUGUACCGCUGGCCAGAGUCAGGAACACCCGCCGCAACCUUGGUGGGGACAGAAGCCCCAAGCCCCUUCCUCCAGUGAAGGGCCCUGGAGCCCCAUCCAGGGAGGGACUGCUGGCCCCACUGGGCCUGCUGGCCUUCCUGACCCUGGUAGUAGCCACACUGUAUGGGCUGUCCCUGCCAGACCCGGGCAGUAGACCGUGAAGGAGCAUCUGACAAAUAAAGAUCCCCACCCCCA
Vicugna pacos (alpaca) is the source of this 1482-nucleotide messenger RNA. RefSeq names its product three prime repair exonuclease 1 (gene TREX1). NCBI's taxonomy places the organism in Eukaryota, Metazoa, Chordata, Mammalia, Artiodactyla, Camelidae. Gene Ontology annotation, molecular function: nucleic acid binding; 3'-5'-DNA exonuclease activity. Gene Ontology annotation, biological process: DNA catabolic process. The record is from RefSeq and is a predicted model, not a curated record. Gene Ontology annotation, cellular component: cytoplasm.